AUGUCUGAACUUUUGGAGAAAUCAUUGGACGACAUAAUUGGUGAGCGUCCACCCCGUGAAAGACGACAACAGAAUGUCGCUGGCAGAAACAGCCGCAGACGAGAACGUGGCGGUGGCAGACAUGAAAGAGAGAGAUAUGAAAGAGACAGACGUGUUCCUCCUCACCACCGAGAUACCUACAGACCACCUCACAGAGCUAGCCAUAGAAGCAGCGGUAAUAGCGGUAUUCCUGAGGAGAUUGCAGCCAUGGCAGGCGACAGGCCAUUGCUUCGAGUGAAGAACAUUCAUUCUGAAUUGAAUGGACGGGAUCUUUCAGAGCUCUUUGGACUGAUUUCCCCGGUUGAAUUUGUCAAGUUUGAUCCUCAGAGGGAAACUGUGGCUUAUGUACUUUUUGAAGCCGACCAGAAGAAGAACAACAGUUUGGCCGUUGAGAAGUUUGAUGGUCGUCAAGCCAUGCGUAGGACGUUGAUAGUUGAGAACACUACUCUGUUGGCUGACAGAAUUGUUGCGCCGGAAAGAGACGUGAAUACGAUGCUGACAAUAGACGCAUCUACUCGUAUUGGUACUAGGGAACGGAAUAGGGGCCCCAGACGGAGAGAACGUCCUGUCAGGGCCAAGAAGCCAAAUCCUAACCCCAAAGUAAGAAGCAAACCUCCUACAGUUGAUGAUUUGGACGAACAAUUGAACGCGUAUAUGAACAGUAGAGAAGAUUCUAGUGCUACUGCCAAUGAAGGCCAGGAGAAAAUGGCUGUUGAUUAA
Molecule: messenger RNA, 759 nt
Organism: Lizanozyma spartinae
Lineage: Eukaryota; Fungi; Ascomycota; Pichiomycetes; Serinales; Debaryomycetaceae
Exons: 1
Coding region: 1-759 (252 amino acids)
Biological process (GO): mRNA export from nucleus
Cellular component (GO): nucleus
Molecular function (GO): mRNA binding
Source: RefSeq, a predicted model, not a curated record